UCUACCGGCUAAAGUUGUAUUUUUUAUGUUAAAUGAUUGUCUUUGAAAUAACUCAAACAUCAGUUGACGUAGAGAGGAGAGAAAAAAUAUAUAAAAAGGCGGAACCAAAAUAACAACUCGUAUCCAACGUCGGAACUUGACAGUGUGACACCCAGCGGAAGUAAACAACGGAGUUAGCGGGGGAAAGAUGUCACGUUAGUCGUCUUCGCGGAGGUAAAACAACAAUGUCGUCAGUUGAGAACAUGAGAAACUUUGUCCACGAGCGGCUGACUGCUGCUGCGGAAGAAAUAUUCGGAGUUUUUGAAAAAACUAUCUUCGAGUACCAGGAAGAGGUCGACCGUCAGCGCAGACUGCUGGACAUCGUUUGGAAACCUGAAAUAAAGCUACGCAGAACAGAGCUCCCAGAGGAACAUGUCUGUAAGGAUGAGGAGGAGAAGGAAGAAGAGGUUCUCUCUGAGCAGCAGCUCUGUAUUCAGGAGAGGAGCUCCAGUCUGGACCAAGAGGACCCAGCACCUCCACAGACCAAAAAGGAACAAGAGGAACUCUGCACCAGUCCGGAGGGAAAGCAGCUUGAGCUGAAGCAGGAGAAAGAGACCUUCAUGUUGACUCCUACUCAUGAGGAAACGGACCACAGUGAGCCAGAACCCACAACUGAGCACCAGCUCGGAGCUGAGAGCCCAGAUCGUAAAGGAAGUGAGCAUGAAGACUCUGAAUCAACCAGAAAUCCAGAGCCAGAACCAAAGAAAAUAGAUCCCAAAAAUAGAAGUCACUGUGACGAUGAGAACUUGUUAAAGAUUCCCAAUGAUACUCAAAUCGGGAAAGCACUUUUCCAAUGUGAUACUUGUGGAAAAACAUUCAAGUGCAGGUCAGCUUUGUCUACACACCUGAGAACACACACAGAGCUCCCAGAGCAACAUGUCUGUAAGGAGGAAGAGGAGGAGGAAGAAGAGGUUCUCUCUGAGCAGCAGCUCUGUAUUCAGGAGAGGAGCUCCAGUCUGGACCAAGAGGACCCAGCGCCUCCACAGACCAAAAAGGAACAAGAGGAACUCUGCACCAGUCCGGAGGGAAAGCAGCUUGAGCUGAAGCAGGAGAAGGAGACCUUCAUGUUGACUCCUACUCAUGAGGAAACGGACCACAGUGAGCCAGAACCCACAACUGAGCACCAGCUCGUAGCUGAGAGCCCAGAUCGUAAAGGAAGUGAGCAUGAAGACUCUGAAUCAACCAGAAAUACAGAGCCAGAACCAAAGAAAAUAGAUCCCAAAAAUAGAAGUCACUGUGACGAUGAGAACUUGUUAAAGAUUCCCAAUGAUACUCAAAUCGGGAAAGCACUUUUCCAAUGUGAUACUUGUGGAAAAACAUUCAAGUGCAGGUCAGCUUUGUCUACACACCUGAGAACACACACAGAGCUCCCAGAGCAACAUGUCUGAAAGGAUGAGGAGGAAGAGGAGAAGGAAGAAGAGGUUCUCUCUGAGCAGCAGCUCUGUAUUCAGGAGAGGAGCUCCAGUCUGGACCAAGAGGACCCAGCGCCUCCACAGACCAAAAAGGAACAAGAGGAACUCUGCAACAGUCCGGAGGGAAAGCAGCUUGAGCUGAAGCAGGAGAAGGAGACCUUCAUGUUGACUCCUACUCAUGAGGAAACGGACCACAAUGAGCCAGAACCCACAACUGACCACCAGCUCGUAGCUGAGAGCCCAGAUCGUAAAGGAAGUGAGCAUGAAGACUCUGAAUCAACCAGAAAUCCAGAGCCAGAACCAAAGAAAAUAGAUCCCAAAAAUAGAAGUCACUGUGACGAUGAGAACUUGUUAAAGAUUCCCAAUGAUACUCAAAUCGGGAAAGCACUUUUCCAAUGUGAUACUUGUGGGAAAACAUUCAAGUGCAGGUCAGGUUUGUCUACACACCUGAGAACACACACAGGUGAGAAGCCAUUUUCUUGCAAAACAUGUGGAAAGAGUUUUGGACUUAGUGCUAGCUUGAGGGUCCACAUGAGAACACACACAGGUGAGAAGCCAUUUUCUUGCAAAACAUGUUCGAGGAGUUUUGUAAAAAGUAGUUAUUUGACGGUCCACAUGAG
Messenger RNA from Pseudoliparis swirei, 2071 nucleotides. Its product is annotated as zinc finger protein OZF-like. NCBI's taxonomy places the organism in Eukaryota, Metazoa, Chordata, Actinopteri, Perciformes, Liparidae. The transcript has 5 exons. Gene Ontology annotation, cellular component: nucleus. Gene Ontology annotation, molecular function: DNA-binding transcription factor activity, RNA polymerase II-specific; RNA polymerase II cis-regulatory region sequence-specific DNA binding. Bases 225 to 1427 code for a protein of 400 amino acids. The record is from RefSeq and is a predicted model, not a curated record. Gene Ontology annotation, biological process: regulation of transcription by RNA polymerase II; central nervous system development.